UUUGCAUUAUUUGCUCAAACAUCGAAGCAAUAGUUGUCAGAAACUACUUGUAUGUGCACUCAUACACGAAGGGCCUUGCAUGUAUUUUCAUUGUUUCCAUUAAAAUGUGACUUCUUGAAUUUUGUCCGCUCGUCGUAUGCUCGGUUUAUCACAGUUAGUUUGAGCUACAUUAUUGUUUUCCUCGGAAUUGAGCGGAGCGUUGUUUGACGUUAGCUAACAUUAACAAACAGACAGCUGAAUAAUGAUAGUGCCCCUGCUUGUCAGGAUGCACUGAUAUGUUUCCUAGCGUGCAUGUGGGAAUUACAAGCUACACUGACAGCAAAAUUAACACCAAAACAGCUGCAUUGCCACCAAUUGAUUCAUCUUAGGCCCUCGGGAUGGCUGCUGCACAACCUGCAGCUGGACCAAGUACCUCUCAAAAGGAUCUCAUUGAUAUCUACAGUGACCUGAAUUCAAACCAGGAGGAUUUGGACAGAAUUGCUGAAGCAAAUGAACUUUUUGAUGCUGUCCUGACUGGCUCAGUCGAUCAGGACAAGACAGUCAGCAGAAAUGUGGUCCCUCCUCCAAGUAAAGAGACUCCAGCUAAAGAGAUGGAUAAGCAAGAAGAAAUGAAAACCCCAAAAGAGGGCAACUCAUCGAAGAGAUUAUCUUUAUAUAUUGGAAAUUUCCCCUGGUGGACAUCUGACAAGGACCUCACGUGCAUGGCCCAGACAUUGGGUGUGAAGGACAUCAUGGAGAUCAAAUUUGCUGAGAACAGAGUCAAUGGCCAGUCAAGAGGCUAUGCAGAAUUGGUGGUGACCUCAGAAGAGUCCUUAAAAACAUUGUUGGAAAAAAUACCCCAAUGUGAACUGAACGGAGAAAGGGUAGACUGUCGCUUUGCUACUCGACAGAACCUCACUGUGUUUGAGGACGUAGCAAACAAACGUAUACCCCUGCGUGCUAAUGCCAAAGAUCCGAAGGAAUCCCCAGACUCUUGUGAUAAAAUUCCUUCAUUAUUAUCACAGGAGCCCAGCCCUCCAACUAUACCCCCACUUUUUCCAUCACAUCCACUUGCAAACAGGUUUCCCUCACUACCCAACCCGUUCCUUGGUCAGCCACCUCCUCCCUUCCCACGUAUGCCGCCAACCAUCCCUCCACUCCUGCCACCCCACUUGUUCCCUCCACAUCCAGUCAGCGUUCCCACACAACCAUCUCCCAGUCUGCAUAUAAAUCCAGCAUUCUUCACAUCAGCACAAGACGGACACAGUAGCAAAGGUUACAGCCAGCAAACACAAACAUCUAAAAGUACAGAUGGAGAUUUUGAGGAGCUGAUGAACAGAAACAGAGCUGUCGCCAGCAGUGCCAUCACCAAGGCUGUGUCAGGAGCAACUGCUGGAGACCUGCGGGUGGCCAUGGAGACUUUAUUAACUGCCAUUGCUAUCAUUAAGCAGUCCAGAGUGUUUGGAGAUGAACGCUGCCAGGCACUGGUAACUUCACUCAAAGACUGUCUAGUCUCCAUUCAGGGCAACUACGGCUACAGGAGCAGCAGUCGUUCAGGGGACAAAGAAAGAGACCGAGAGCGGGACAGAGGUCGUGACAGAGAGCGAGAACGUGAUAGAGACCGUGACAGAGAGGAUUCUUCUGGCUGGGAGGGUGCAGGAAUGUCUCGAAGACACAGAGACCGUUCCAGAGAGAGUGGAGAGAGGAACAAGGAGCGCUCACGGGAGCGAGACAGGCACAGAGAUCGCUACCGCUAACUUGAUUGGUGGAAUCUCAACAAGAGCGAAGAAAGGAUUUUUUGUUUUCAACACUAAGUUGUUUAAAAACCUGGAUGAACUUAAGGUGAGACAGUAAAAGUGUAUCCUCAAAAGUCUAAAGUGUACUUUUUUCUCCAGUUAUUUAUAUAUAGUUGGACUUUUACCUGUUUAAAAGAAUGUGAUUGUAGAUUUGAUGCUGGGACAUUAGACCCCAAUGUUUGCAUGUGCAAGACACCUUAAUAACUAAUGUAAUACUGUGUUAUGUUUUCAUCACUUUUUUUGUAUUAAAUCUACAGAUUA
Molecule: messenger RNA, 2036 nt
Organism: Scomber japonicus (chub mackerel)
Lineage: Eukaryota; Metazoa; Chordata; Actinopteri; Scombriformes; Scombridae
Product: cleavage and polyadenylation specificity factor subunit 7-like
Exons: 9
Coding region: 378-1736 (452 amino acids)
Biological process (GO): mRNA alternative polyadenylation
Cellular component (GO): mRNA cleavage and polyadenylation specificity factor complex
Molecular function (GO): mRNA binding
Source: RefSeq, a predicted model, not a curated record